AAAAUACUUAGUAGUUUUUGUCUGCCUGUGGUACAUUUUUGGUCAGUUCGACAAGAAAAGCGAUUUUCUUGAAAUUUCCUCCACAAUGUCUGCGUGGACCACCCUAAACCGUGUUGUGUUCAAGCGAACCUCCACCUUCUUCCUGGCUGCAGCCGCAGGCACUUUCUUCUUCGAAAGAACCUUCGAUGUUGCCUCAGUUGCUCUUUUCGAGAGCAUAAACAAGGGAAAACUAUGGAAGGACAUCAAACACAAAUACGAGUAAUGGAGUGAAACUACACAAAUAUUAUGAAGAUUUAAUUUAUUAGAUAAUUGUUAAUUUUACUUGAUUAAACUGAUUAUGUCAAGUUA
Messenger RNA from Spodoptera litura, 348 nucleotides. RefSeq names its product ubiquinol-cytochrome C reductase complex subunit oxen (gene ox). Gene Ontology annotation, cellular component: respiratory chain complex III. The record is from RefSeq and is a predicted model, not a curated record. Lineage: Eukaryota; Metazoa; Arthropoda; Insecta; Lepidoptera; Noctuidae. Gene Ontology annotation, biological process: mitochondrial electron transport, ubiquinol to cytochrome c.